UUCUCUCAGGUGGAGGCUACACGACUGCUCUGUUGAUCACCUAUAUUGCAGGAUACGAAAGAGCAACUAAAUUCGAAAAUCACAAAUAACGGUAUUUCAAUACUGAUCGUGCCAGUAACCAUGACUAGAAACAUAGUUUUCGUUCUCUCGUUGUUGGUCGCUGUCAUCCCUGCGAACCAAGCUGAGACGAGGUACCCAAGGGGACUCAGAAGCCGACUUGAAGCAGACGACUUUUUCCGCGAAGAAGCUGCCUAUUAUGACGACGUGGGGCUAACUUUUCCUGACGAGGAGCACGUCGCGUACCCGCAACGCCUGCGAGUUCGCCGUCAGUUGGCAGCGUCAAGCCUCGGGGGUAACCACGAAGAUCGGAAUGGAGCACCUAGGCCCGUGGGAAAGCUGCACGGGUUCCUCAACGCUGAUGGCGGAGGCAACAGCCGCAACAACCACCACGUCAACGUAGGAGCUGGCCUGGGCAGCGUCGUGUGGCGCAGUCCUAACCAACGUCACUCGGUGGGCGUGGGCGCCACCGUCGACCACUCCAGAGGGAGAGUUGAUGGCUUCAACUUUCACACUAAACCCAACGUUGGCGUCGGAGUUGGCUACAAAUGGAAAUUUUGAUUAAAAGGAAACUUGUGACUGACAUUGGACCUUCUCAGCCUCGAAACUUUGAACCUUCAUGGAUUAUUAUAGGUCGUUUGAUUCUGUUAAAAUUAUUCUCUUCCAACCAGCUAUGCCAGAGUUUACGGGAGUUUUAGGAUCUGAAUUACAAAGACAUCGUUUAAUAAAUAUUUAAUUGUAA
Molecule: messenger RNA, 799 nt
Organism: Hyalella azteca
Lineage: Eukaryota; Metazoa; Arthropoda; Malacostraca; Amphipoda; Hyalellidae
Exons: 3
Coding region: 121-618 (165 amino acids)
Source: RefSeq, a predicted model, not a curated record